AUGUUAGGUCCAGAAGUAAACAUCACGGGCUUGGGCGGUCGGCUGGUAGUGACAACCGUGCUGUUUUUAAACGUGCUCUUGUUGGGCCAUUACACAAGCAAUCUGACGUCCGCCCUCACCGUGGGGCCCCCGCUGCCCCCGCACCGCAACCUCGAAGACGUGUACAACGAUAAGGGCCUCACUUUCGGGUUUGUAAAGGGUUCGGCCACCGUCUCCAACUUCCAGGACUCCAAAUCCGACGUGAUUCAGAAAGUGUGGAAGUCGAUAGACGUGGACAACGACCUCGUCAUCGACUACGAGGAGGGCAUGCAGCGCGUAUACAAAGACUCGUACGCCCUCCUCAUGUGGGAGGUGUACUACGAGCUCAACCACGGCAACGACUGCGGCGUGUUCCUGCUGCCGGCGCCCUACUUCCCCAUCCACACUUCCUUCGCGAUGCGCAAGGCCUCUCCUCUCGUGCCCAUCCUGAAUAAGAUCGUCCUCGAAAUCCUGUCUUCGGGGCUCCUGAGGAAGUGGUGGCUGGAGCUCAACGUGAAGACCAACGACUGCAACCAGCUGGAGACGGCGCCUAUCGAGAUCCAGACGGUCGUCACGCCCUUCCUCCUCCUGGGCGUGAGUCUGUUCAUGGCCUUCGUGUUCCUGGCGGCCGAGCGGUGGCGGAGCACGCGUGUCAGAAAUGUUCUCGUGAAGUGAGGAGGGCGAGACGAGUCCACGGGGCGAGCGUGAAGAGAAGCAAAGAGACA
Penaeus chinensis is the source of this 743-nucleotide messenger RNA. RefSeq names its product glutamate receptor ionotropic, kainate 1-like. NCBI's taxonomy places the organism in Eukaryota, Metazoa, Arthropoda, Malacostraca, Decapoda, Penaeidae. The record is from RefSeq and is a predicted model, not a curated record. The coding region runs from base 1 to 693 and encodes 230 amino acids. The transcript is spliced from 4 exons.